CUCCAUUUCCCAGCAGCCUCAGCGGCGGAGCGGAGCCCCGGCGGCGCCAGGCCCCCUCCCAUGCGCGGUCCCCUCCUGGCAGCCGCCUCCCGGGGGCUGCUGGCCAUGGGCGACUCGGCUCCUUUGGCUCGUACGAUCCGUUCCAAGCUGACCCAGGCUCUGGAGCCCACCCACCUGCAGGUGCUGGACGAGAGCUCCCGCCACGGGGUCCCUCCGGGCACCGAGAGCCAUUUCUCCGUGGUGGUCGUGAGCGGCCGCUUCGUGGGGCUGUCGCCGCUGCAGCGCCACCGCCUGGUGCACGACGCCCUGGGCGCCGAGCUCGCGGGACCCCUGCACGCGCUCGCCAUCGUCGCCAGGACCCCCGAGCAAUGGCAACGGGACCCCCACGUCCCUCCCCGACCCCCUUGUUUGGGGGGUUCCAAACGAGAGCAACGUGAAGAGGGCGGCGUCGACCCUGAGACCGCCCCCCCCGCGGGUUUAGACGGAGGGAGGGGUUAAAAACGGGGGGACGCCCCCCCCCCCCCCGGCAGCGUUUUGGGGGGGUUGGAGGGGGGUGUGGCCCCCUCCUCAAUUCAUUGGAAGCAGAUUCGGUGCCUCGGGUGCAGCCCCCCCACCCCAAAAAUAAACGCUUGGGAG
This is a messenger RNA of Colius striatus (speckled mousebird), 636 nucleotides long. RefSeq names its product bolA family member 1 (gene BOLA1). The record is from RefSeq and is a predicted model, not a curated record. Lineage: Eukaryota; Metazoa; Chordata; Aves; Coliiformes; Coliidae. The transcript is spliced from 2 exons. Gene Ontology annotation, cellular component: mitochondrion. Bases 61 to 498 code for a protein of 145 amino acids.